GGAGAUGGCUUCCGCUGUGAUAGACCUUUCCAUCGGCAAACUAGCAUCGUUUCUCGAAAGCGAAGCGUCUCUGCUAGCAGGAGUUCAUGAUGAGCUUGAAGAAAUCAAGCUCGAGUUAUUAACCAUGAAAGCCUUCUUGGCAGACGCAGAAAGAAAAGGAGCUCUGAGUGAAGUGGAGAAAACAUGGGUGGAAAAUGUGAGGGACGUAUCCAUGGACGUUCAAGACAUCAUUGACGAGUUUCAAUAUCAAGUAAACAAGCAGAGAAGUUGGGGUCCAUACAGAAGAGCCUUUCGUCAAACAAUUUGCUUCCCCAAGGGUCUCUGGGAGAGGCAUUGGAUCGCCACCAAGUUGCAAAGGAUCAUCAAAACAAUCAAAGCCAUUCCAGAGAGAAACCGACGUUAUGGUGUUGAUCGUAUCGAAGGCCUGAGGAAUAGUUCUGAUCAUUACGAUCCCAAUCGAGUCAAAAUCUACGGUGAGUCAUCUCUUUUCUUUAAAGAUGAUGAACUUUUCGGGAUCGAAGAUGCUAAAGCGAAGUUAGUUGGAUGGUUGCUGUCUGGAGAGCCUCAAAGGACUGUGAUUUCAGUGGUUGGUAUGGGGGGUUCGGGCAAGACAACUUUAGUUGCAAACACCUUCAAAACUCAAACUGCAAAGUUUCAUUGCUACGCGUGGCUCACUGUCUCAAAAACUUACAACAUUGAAGAUCUUUUAAGGGUCUUGAUAACAGAACUUUCUAAAUCAGCAAUGGAAGAUGUUUCUCAAGACUUGAGCAAUAUGAGCUACAUGCAUCUGGUGGAAAUGGUGGCCAACUAUUUGCAGCCAAAGAGGUAUAUGAUUGUGUUAGAUGAUGUGUGGAAUAUAUACCUUUGGAGUCAAAUCCACGCAGCACUUCCAGAUGGAGCCUAUGGAAGCCGAGUUAUGCUUACAACUCGAAACGAAGACAUUGCUUCUUUUCCAUUUGAGGCUGGAAGUCAUGUUCACCAUGUUCAGCCUCUUAAUGAGAAGGCGGGUUGGGCUCUUUUUUCCAAGAAAGCUUUCUCUAGCUGGCCUAACAACUGUUGCCCACCAGAGCUUGAAUCCAUUGCUUGGGAUCUUCUUGUAAAAUGCCAAGGCUUACCUCUUGGAAUUGCGGCCUUGGGUGCUCUCAUGUCAACCAGAAGAUUGCCGUCUGACUGGAUGAAAUUUUCCAGCACUUUGAAUUGGGAGCUAAGUAACAACCCGAAGCUUGACGUAGUGAAGAGCAUCUUGCUGCUAAGCUUUAAUGACUUAUCUUAUCGACUAAAGCAUUGCUUCUUAUAUUUGUGCAUUUUCCCAGAAGAUUAUGUGAUUGACUCUGCAAGGCUUUUUAGACUGUGGAUGGCAGAGGGGUUUGUGGAAAGAGUCGAAGGGCCUAAGCCGGAAGACAUUGCUAAAAGCUACGUAGCAGAGCUCACUUGUCGAUGCAUGGUACAAGUUGUUAGGAGGGAUCCAUUUGGAAUGGCCAAAACGUUUAAGGUGCACGACCUUUUACGAGAAAUUGCGCUUUCAAUUUCUAAAGCGGAGAAAUUUUGUACCAUUUUUGAUGAGCAAAAAACAAAUGAAGAUAGCAAAGCACCCCAUCGCCUAUCAAUGCAAGCAAAUUAUGGAGAAUUACAAACAUACAGAGACAUGUCAAAGGUUCGCACCUUCUUUAUUUUUGCUCCGAAGAUAUCUGAUUCUUCUUCACUUGAAAAACUGCCCUCUGGUUUCAAACUCUUAAGGGUCUUGGAUCUUAAACAUGUCCCGAUUUCUCAACUCCCAUACGAAAUAGUUCAUUUUUUUAACAUGAAGUACUUAAAUUUGAAAGGAACAAAAGUGAAAGAGCUUCCGAGAGACAUAGGAAAACUUCAUAAUUUGGAAACCCUGGACAUUAGGCAUUCCAAAAUUCGAUCGCUUCCAGCGGGGAUUGUGAAGUUAAAACACUUACGACAUCUUUUGAUGUACCAUUGCAAUUUUGAAGCUCUUUUUAGGUCUUAUUAUUUCUUUGAUGGCACACAAGUACCGCACGACAUAUGUAAGCUAAAGCACUUACAAGUUUUGGAUGCUAUUGAGUUGAGAGACGGGUUAAUCAAACAACUUGGACACUUGACCCAACUCACAAGAACGAGCUUAACAAAUUUGAGAGAGGCCGAUGAGAAAGACUUGUGCAAGUCCAUCGAACGUUUGAGAUUGCUUGAACACUUGUUUGUCCAUACAAGUACUGAGGAUGAAGUGUUACGGUUGCACGCAUUGCCAUCUGCUCCUCCUAUGCUCAAGGCACUUGGUCUAAUUGGUAAAUUAGAGAGCGUGCCGCUUUGGUUUCAUUCUCUUUAUAGCCUUACAGCAUUGAGAUUGCAUUGGUCAAGAUUAACGGAAGAUUUUGUUCCUCACAUCAAAGCUCUUCCUAAUUUGACCAUACUUCGGCUAAACAACUCAUACCUCGGAAAUCAACUGGUAUUUCAAACUGGAUUCCCAAGGCUUGCUGAAUUGUACUUGAUGGAUUUUUCUCAGUUGAAUGUGAUCAUCAUAGAGAAGGGGGCGAUGCCUGCAUUACAGACACUGGUAAUUACUGAAUGCAUGAAGUUAGAGCAAUUGCCUAAUGGAAUUGAACACCUUACAUGUCUCCACACUUUCGAUCUGGUAAAUGUUCCCAAUGAAAUCGUGGAGCGAAUACGUGGAGAAGGAAGCUUGGAUCAUGACAAAGUUCAGCACAUCUCUGAAAUCAGUUAUCACUACAAAAGUGAAUCUGGGUGGUCUGGGGAAAGAUUGCGAUCGUGUAACGAAUGGAUCGUUCGACCCUCAUCUUCUCAGCUCGAUAUUCUGUCCAGGGAUGGUCUACCUUAUUUACCAGGUCAUUGACGUUUUGUACAAUGAAAAGGGUCAGACAAAAUAAAAGGUAAUUGGUGUGGUAAGUCAAUAAAGUAGCGCCGACUCUGCGUUGAUCCAUGUCAUUCAUCUCUAAAUUGGAGCAUACCACUUUAGAAAUUUCGGGUGCUUAGAAUUUCCAGUCCAAGACUUUAUUACCAAAUAAUAAUGGCUUAAAUGUAAAGUAUACCUGUAUUGCUAUUGUUUACCUUAAUGCUAUAUGUGCAUUAAUUACUAAUUUGCUACCA
Messenger RNA from Prunus persica (peach), 3108 nucleotides. RefSeq names its product disease resistance protein RPM1. Bases 5 to 2854 code for a protein of 949 amino acids. Lineage: Eukaryota; Viridiplantae; Streptophyta; Magnoliopsida; Rosales; Rosaceae. Gene Ontology annotation, molecular function: ADP binding. The transcript is spliced from 3 exons. The record is from RefSeq and is a predicted model, not a curated record. Gene Ontology annotation, biological process: defense response to other organism.